Molecule: messenger RNA, 1948 nt
Organism: Coregonus clupeaformis (lake whitefish)
Lineage: Eukaryota; Metazoa; Chordata; Actinopteri; Salmoniformes; Salmonidae
Gene: herpud1
Product: homocysteine-inducible, endoplasmic reticulum stress-inducible, ubiquitin-like domain member 1
Exons: 8
Coding region: 218-1456 (412 amino acids)
Biological process (GO): endoplasmic reticulum calcium ion homeostasis; endoplasmic reticulum unfolded protein response; ubiquitin-dependent protein catabolic process
Cellular component (GO): endoplasmic reticulum membrane
Molecular function (GO): transmembrane transporter binding
Source: RefSeq, a predicted model, not a curated record
UGUGUUUCCAAACAACAUUCCUUUUCACACAACGACAGGCUGUGUCAAAUAGCUAGCUAGUUACUUACUUCCUCAUCAUCUCAACUAAAAGGUUGUCGGCUGAAUAAAUUCAUUUGUUUCUCUGACAUUUUAGCUAGAUGAUUAGAUGCUGUAGUUACUUACUCCGUUGAUAUUAUAACUAAUAGGUUGCGUUGGGAGAGGUCACAAGAAAACAAAAAUGGACAACAGUGGUUUUCCUAACGUUAGACAAAAGACAAUCACGCUUGUGAUAAAAACACCGAAUCAAGCGCACGGGGAUCAAACGAUUGAAGGAGUUGACACGGACUGGACAGUGAAAGAGUUGAAGACUCAUUUAUCGAGGGUGUACCCAAACAACCCGGCUGAAAGUGAUCAGAGACUUAUUUACUCUGGCAAGCUGCUCCCAGACCAACUGCAUGUCAGAGAUAUUUUCAGAAAGACGGACCUAACACCCACUGUGCACCUGGUGUGUGCAGUCAGAACUCAGCCCAGAGGUCCACUAGGAGCAAGACCCAAGGUCAGAGAGCCAGAACCACAACCCUCUGCCAUGCCUACCAGACAGAACGAAGAGGGUGUCACCCCAGCCCCAUCUGUGCCCACUGAACCAGAGCUGAGACAACGAAGGUACACUUCCACCUCUCCCACCCCACCCGCAUGGCCUGGCACUACAUCGCCAGGGGCAGCAGAGAUAACCAACCCAACCUUCCCCACCUACUCCCUCUACAGCCCUCAACAGCUGCUCUGGCUGCAGCACAUGUAUGCUCGCCAAUACUACAUGCAGUACCAUGCAGCCUACGCAGCAGCAGCCUCCGCCCCCUUUGCCCCAGCCGCCGGCCCAUCCCUUCCUGUCGCUCCCCACCAAGCCGCUGUCCCAGCAGCCCUGCCCAAUCAGGCCCCCAUUGACAACCUUCCAGCCAAUCAGAAUGCACAGGACGCCGCCUUUAUCAACCCGGGAGCAGCCAAUCAGAACCUGCGGAUGAACGCCCAGGGCGGGCCUGUGAUGGAGGAUGAGGAGGAUAUGGAUCGUGAUUGGCUGGACUGGGUGUACACGGCUGCCCGUCUGGGAGUGUUUCUCAGUAUCGUCUACUUCUACUCCAGCCUGAGCCGCUUCGCCCUGGUCAUGAGCAGCCUGCUCCUUAUGUACCUGCACACAGCAGGCUGGUUCCCCUUCAGACGAAGGCCCCUGGUCAGAGGUCCAAACAACCAGGUCCCCGAGGUCAUCCAGAACCAACAGAACCAGGACAGGAACCCAGUGCCACCGGCGGAGGUCCCUGCAGGAGAAGAGGGGGCCGAGGCAGAGGUUGGACCGGAUGAACCACACCCCCUGACUGCAGUACCUGUGCCUCAACACAGGGUGUCCAUCGUUUGGAGUGCCUGGAUCUUCUUCAAAGCCUUCUUUGCCUCCCUCAUCCCAGAGGCCCCGGCAGUGGCUAACUGAAUAAUCGACUCUUCCAGCAGGGGGCAGUUAACUUCAGUAUCAGACCUGCCUCUCUGUCACUGGAAGUCCUCCCUCUUUGUCCUUCUGGAUGGAUGCCUGGACAUUUUGUGAGAAAUCAUGAGUGAUUAAAAGCGUCAACGCAUACAAACCCCUGGCUGUAGUCUGUUAAGGGUGUGGUUCAUUCGGUGCUUCCUGCCUUAUGAUAGUGACCAAAUGGUUGUAUAUACAGUACAGUACAUACACUUCUCUCUGCCAAAUGGUUGUAAAUGCUGUAAAUGGGUAUUGGAACAAAACAUUUAAAUAUUAUUGUAUUGUCUGUACACAGCACUUUACAAAUGUAUCUUAUUAUUAGAGCUGGGACAAUACUAGUAUCGCAAUAUUAUUUCCAUUGCAAAAAUGGAAACACGAAGCAGAUCAACUCUUUGGUCCUUUAAAAAACUUCUAUAUGUAAAAUAUUGUCUGCUAUAGCUUGGAAAAUAAAUGUGACUCUGG